Cydia strobilella is the source of this 3515-nucleotide messenger RNA. RefSeq lists its product as uncharacterized. The transcript is spliced from 7 exons. The record is from RefSeq and is a predicted model, not a curated record. Bases 293 to 1027 code for a protein of 244 amino acids. Lineage: Eukaryota; Metazoa; Arthropoda; Insecta; Lepidoptera; Tortricidae.
AUUUAAUAAUUUGAAUGUUCAAAGGACAUAUUUUUUAUAAAUAUUAUACGAUAAAAAAUUUUUUUUUAAGUUUGGUUGACUUUUUAAGGUGGAUUUGUUAAUUGUGUUGUGAGAGAAACUUUGAAACUAUUUAAUAUUAAUCAGAGGGAAUUUCCGAAGUCGUUCGCGAGAUAGAAUGAUCGGUAUCUGGCACAAUCACGAGAACACAGUGGCGCUGAUGGGGGGCGGCGCCGGCCGCGGCCGAUAGUACGACGGCGGCCGCCCGCGCAGCGUCUCCCACCGGCCGUCAGCCAUGGUGCGCGACAAGAAGCCGCCGGGCAAGACCGACUCGCAGAAAUCAAGCACCAACCUAGUGGGAAAGUUCACGCAGAGCGUCCGCCGCAUUGUACAGGACGUCAAGGACGAGGGAGCUUCCAGCGGGCAGACGAAAGAGGAGGUGAUAGAGACGAAUGAGCGGCUGCGCAUGGUGCGGAUACGGCUGGACGAGAACUAUGACACCGCCAAGAAGGCGCUGGUGACGCUCAUGACGCGCUACAACGAGUCCAAGGCGCAGAGGAACCUGUUCACCAGAUACGCUAUGCUGAAGGUCAUGAUCAAGGACGUCAUCCGUCUGGAGACUCAAUACUGGUCGUUAGUGGAGAUCCCUCGUCAAGAGAAGGCGGAGACGGUGCCGGCCUUCGUGCUGCGCGCGUGCGCCAUCAUGGAGAAGACGCAGAAGUCUGGAGAAGGAGUCAAGACCUCGUCUAAGCUGGCCGAGGAGGCCGCUGAUCGGAGGGACAGGAUAGAAAGGCUGAGUGAUAUGACAACAUCCCAAAUAGAAGCCGAGAAUACGCAGAUGACAAAUGACCUGUACCGCCUCCUGAAAAAGUACACCGGGUUAAGAAAUCUUAUAAGAGAAUUAAAGUCAGAGUAUGUAAGCACCAAAGUGUACCCGAUGUUCCCUCGGUACACGAUGCUGAAAGACAUGAUAAAGGACAUCAUGCACGACCCCGACUACAUGGAGGUGUGCCACGAGGUUGACCCAUAGCGCGGGGUUCGCAAAUAAAUGAGGCGCUCUUUCACCGACCGCGCGAGGUCGAGUCGUCGCUAGCGGGCGAGGGUCAAGAUCAGGAGGAAAAGGGUCCCGAGAAAUCGAACCUGAGUUAUUGGAGGGGUAUCGGCAACAAGUCGUUACAUUUUGGUGACGGGCGGUGCUGUGGCGACAUGCUGGCGGCGGGGAGUGCGGCGAGUACUCGUUUAUUUGCGAUUAUUUGUUGUUGGACUUUGUUUAGUGUAAGCUUAGAUUGGAAUUAGUGUACUCGUCCUUCAAGAGCCUGUGAAGUUUCUUCUUCUUUCCAAAAUUCUCUUAAAUGAUUUUUCUGUUUCGUCAUUUGGGACUCUGACUUUGGAGAUCUUUCGAUAUAUUUAUCUGCUUAUUCAUAUUCCUCUUACUAGUUCCAUUUGUUGAUAGUUGACGAUUUUAACAGAGAUAUAAAAUAAUAAUGUUGUUUUACAAAUAGACGCAAUUUAACUAUUUUUAAAUAGUUGUACACUUUGAAUACUAUUAUUAGUUAUGAAUUGUAUGUUAGUGCGAUGUUUUAAAUUAACUAUAAUUUUGUUGUAUUAUCAGCAGUGUUUUAGUUUAGUAAAUAUUUAAGAUGAUGUAGGCAAAAUAGUUACUAAAUUGAAUGCUAAUAUAACUGCGGAUUUUGAUAUAAAAAAAGAUUAUGAUUCAACACAAUUAGAUAGAAAUCAUGUUAAUUGGAGCUUUGAAGAUAAUUCAUGUCUGUCUAUUUUAUUGCUAUUAAUGCAGAGUAUAAUAGCCUUUGCGAGCUUUCCAAAUAUAACUCUACAUAAUCACUACCUACGCAAUAUACAUAUUUACUCAACAUAUCAUAUUCUAUACAAAUAUUCAAUCAAUCUACAUUCUAAGAAACUUUACUAUUUAUCAAAUCUUCAUAAUCACAAAUUAUUAACUACUUAUAAUUGUAAGGAAUGUUAGAACUAUUGUAGUGGUAUGUGCGUGCAAGAAUAAAAUGCCAUUGUAUGUGUUCAUCAUUUAAAUAGAUAAAAUAUAAAUACCCUCCACUGUAUUCAUAUUUGCUCUGUUUGGUUUCAUUUGGUACUUCAUGUGCCAUUGGUAGUUAGUACAUGUAUUGUCUUUUCGUCAAAUGAUAGUACUACUUAUUUUGUUUUGUAUCUUUUAUUGUAAAAUGUAACAUUUGGUUCAACAUUAAAUAGACGGUUAUAGUAUGAAAAAAUCAUGUCAUGAAUGAACGUAAGCUGAAUUUGAAUAGUUUUGGUACAAAUGUAUUUAAAUACUUGCGGUAUCCUCGUUACUUAGUAUAAAAAUAUUGACAAAUCGAGUAUUUCUACAGAUAAAAGUUUCUAGUUUGAAUAUCAUUUUCUGUAGAAGUAUAUACUCGAUUGUGCUAUACUUAAUUGUUUAAAAAUGCAGUGCGUUUAUGGAUUUGGAGCAUAUUUUGUAUUUAAUAUCAAUAAGAUUAUCGUUAGGAGAAUAGAAUUUUAAUAAUUUGUAAACUGUGAUUAAAUUUUGAUUAGAUAGCUUGAACUACGUAAGUUCUUGAAUAUGCCAGAGACUACUUUUAUGUGUUUGUUUGUUCCUUGUCCUAAAAUCUAAAUCUGAUAAUAGAUGAAAUAAAUAAUCUGUUCUAUCGCGAAUCAUCGGAAAGUAUGACUUAAUAUAAUUGAAAGAUUUUUAAUGUUUAAUGUUACUUCUGUUCUCAAUUUUCAUCCAAAUUGCAACUACAAUGAAAUUAGUCUUUGGCUCUUAUGUCAAUAAUUUAAAGUAAUAAAUUGCCAAAUUAUAAUGUUGUUCUAAAAUUCGUGUAAGACAUUAAGCUCAGUAUAACGUAAAUAGUGUAGGUAUAAAAUAAAUGUUAAACAUGAAAGCGAAUAGUGAGGCCGAAUCUUUAGAUAUAAGAUAAUGCGAAACAAUGUACCUAAUUCAUUACUGAUACUAGGUGGCUCUGGUAAAUUUAUGUUGAAACAAAUUACUUUGGAAAAUUGCUGUUAUUAACAAAAUAUAUCCUAUCGAUUGAUUUCUUCUCUUGAUAAAUUUACAUUUAAAUAACACACAGCAAAACAAGAACCCAGGGCCUAUCAAAGAUGACAGUCGUUGAUAGCAAAAGCCAAUAAAAUAGUCACGUGACUUUUCGUAGCAUCUGUUACGCAGCGUACUACGUAGGCGAACAAUAAGCGAACGCGAAGCGAAGCGAUGCGGCGCCGGGUGAAUCAAUCCUUUCCUAUGAUACGUAUGUAUAGAAGUGUCCUACGUGGACGAUCUCGUUGCGAACACGAACGCCGUUGGCCCACCUCGCCGCGCCGCGCCGCCCGCGCCGCUUCGCUUCGCAUUCGUAAGAUGCUGCGUUAUCCCGAUACACUAUUUUAUUUUCGUUUGUCGUCUGUCAAUGCACAUUUGUCAUCUUGGCUAUACCUCCUGCGGGCUCCGCACGGUCGCAUUUUUAUCGCCUGUCACCAUGCCUGUCACGUUCUAACAAGUAUGUAAGUGCGAA